This is a messenger RNA of Atta colombica, 1032 nucleotides long. Its product is annotated as THAP domain-containing protein 1 A-like. The transcript has 5 exons. The coding region runs from base 427 to 939 and encodes 170 amino acids. The record is from RefSeq and is a predicted model, not a curated record. NCBI's taxonomy places the organism in Eukaryota, Metazoa, Arthropoda, Insecta, Hymenoptera, Formicidae. Gene Ontology annotation, molecular function: sequence-specific DNA binding.
UCCCCUUGCUUUUCGCACGGAUGGUUUAGUGGCACUCGGUGUGUCUCUCUCGACAUUUUCGAACAAUCUCACACUAGUGCACACCGAGUAUUUCCGAACGCAGUUCUAAUUCAGCUAGCAAUCUAGCAGAAAAACAAGCGUCGUAUGUCGCUGACUAUAGAAAUCGUGCUCCUUUGCAAGAGGAAGGGGAGAAAGGGGUGAGAAUGAGGGGUGAGAGUUGCUUUGCAUGGAGAGUUGAAAUCCAUGUGGAAGAAUACAAUUAUAGACCUUUUGUUUCUGACAGAUUUCCUAAUCUCAAUAAUUAUCAACUUUAAUGUCGCUUAAUAUCUCUUUUCGCGGGGCAGAUUGAUACUUUUUUCUGCCAGAUUCUUUCAUUUCAAGCAAAAACACAUCGAAUGAGCUGAAUUUUAUUGAUUUUUGAGCACCAUGCCAAGCUGUUACAUCAAAAAUUGUACGAAUCGUGUACGGAUAAAUGAUAUAAAAUUUUUUAAAUUGCCGAAAGAACCUGUUGUUCGCCAGCAAUGGCUGAAGGCCUGCGGAAAAAAUGAAGGAGAAUUACCUAAAUCUGCAACGAUAUGUAGUAUUCAUUUCGAGGAAGACUGCUUUCGAUGGACAAAGCCACAAGAUAAUAUACCACCUAAGCAGAUAUGGCGAUUGAAGGAAAAUUCUGUCCCUACAAAAUCGUUGAAUAUGGAAAAGAAUGAUAAAAAAAAAAAUGAUAAUAAAAAAAUAAAAGUAGCAGGUGUACCAACCUAUGGACAACUUGUGCAAUAUGCGCGAGAAAAGCAGCAUAUACUUUUAGACGAAACAAUUUGUAUGGAUAUGAAUAUUUGUAAAGAUGAGUCCAUUUUGCUUCCAGAUGUUGCAAUAAAAAAAAUCACGAUAACUCCAACAGAUACGCCGCGUUGGGAUUUACGGAGCAAAAAUAAAAAAAAAUAGGAGUGGAGAUAAUUUUCCCAUUGUAACUUACAUAUUUUUGUUACAUGCUUUUAUAUUAUAUUAGUAUUGUGUUAUGAUUUCAAUUUCUUUAAC